Molecule: messenger RNA, 552 nt
Organism: Suillus fuscotomentosus
Lineage: Eukaryota; Fungi; Basidiomycota; Agaricomycetes; Boletales; Suillaceae
Exons: 2
Coding region: 1-552 (183 amino acids)
Source: RefSeq, a predicted model, not a curated record
AUGCCCCUCGCCGCCUUUUUCGCUCAAUUCGCAUCGUUCCCCUUCAACGAGAACCAGUCCUCACACAAGAACUUCGACCGCCUUGUCAAAGUCCUGAAAUGUGACGUCAAAGAUCCUCAGGGGCGCAUAGCACUAGCACGAGAGGGAUUCAAAGACGCGCUCGUUCAUGAAUUCAAUGCGCGUUUCGGAACUGAUAACAGCAUUUCUAACUGGCAGUAUUUGUGCGGUGUGUUGAGGGUUGAUCCUGUUCCGAAUUCUGUCAAGAGGUGUCGCAAGUGCGUUUGGGACGUGCAUGUCAACCUUGUAGACCUGGUUGAUUCACAGAGGACUGGGAAGCCUGUGAAACUGUUUGCAUCCUUGGAAGACUUGAGAGCAUAUACUCAUCAUACGAGGAACACAUUUCCGAAGGAGACUCGUGCCUAUCAAGGCGGGUUACUGAGGGCGAUAACACGCACGUACUUCAGGAGACCCGGGCACGGGCCCGGGAGUGCGAAGAAAAAGGAAAGAAAGAAGAAACAGAAGGCCGCAAGGGCAGCAGCGGGAGGUGACUGA